GGAAAGAGGGAGGGAGAAAGGGAGCCGUAGAGGAGACAGAGAGGACACAGAGGCAGGCUCUAGUUAGAACAGCAUCUCAGUGACUAACCACGAAUCACUGUAAUGCAGCAGAGCUGAUGGUCUGACACACUGAAGGUAUCAUGGCUGCUGGAUGGAAGCCGGUGAUAUUGCUGCUUUUGCUGUUGUUCUUUUGUCAACUGACUAAAAGCAAAGACGGAAAAUCGAAGGGAAAGAAAGGCAAGCAAGUGGUCUGUCCAUCCCAAUUGUCCCCAGAAGAUUUGGCCCAGGUUCCGGCUAACUCCACUUCCAACAUCUUGAACCGUCUGAUGGUCAGCUAUGACCCAAGAAUAAGGCCUAAUUUUCAAGGUAAUGACACAAACUAUACAGGUAUCCCAGUUGAGUCCAGGGUGAAUAUCUUCAUCAACAGCUUUGGGUCCAUCCAGGAGACAACUAUGGACUACAGAGUGAACAUAUUUCUUCGCCAGAGAUGGAAUGACCCACGCCUACGACUUCCUACUGACUUUAAGAGUGACUCACUGACUAUUGACCCAGCAAUGUUCCAGUGUUUGUGGAAGCCAGACCUUUUUUUUGCCAAUGAGAAAAACGCAAAUUUCCACGAUGUCACACAGGACAACAUUCUGCUCUUCAUUUUUCGGAAUGGAGAUGUCCUAAUCAGUAUGAGGCUGUCAGUUACACUGUCUUGUCCCUUGGAUCUCACACUUUUCCCAAUGGACACACAGCGUUGCAAGAUGCAGCUAGAGAGCUUUGGUUAUACCACCAGUGAUCUUGUGUUCAUGUGGCAGUCCGACCCAGUUCAGAUGGAUGAGAUUGCUCUCCCUCAGUUCGACAUCAAACAAGAAGACAUCAUAUAUGGAAACUGCACAAAAUACUACCAAGGAACAGGAUACUACACCUGCGUUGAAGUGAUUUUUACAUUGCGAAGGCAGGUUGGUUUCUACUUGAUGGGGGUUUAUGCACCAACUCUGUUGAUUGUCGUUUUGUCCUGGUUAUCCUUCUGGAUCAACCCUGAUGCGUCAGCUGCAAGGGUGCCAUUAGGUAUUUUAUCAGUACUCUCUCUGUCAAGUGAGAGUAUGCUUUUGGCGUCAGAACUUCCAAAGGUUUCCUACGUAAAAGCCAUUGACAUCUGGCUCAUUGCUUGUCUACUUUUUGGGUUUUCGUCACUGGUGGAAUAUGCUGUGGUACAGGUGAUGCUAAACAGUCCCAAACGAAUUGAGGAAGAGAAAGCCAAAAUGGCCGCAAAGGAGAUAGCUCUGCAAGAGAAAGAAGGAAAAAAGCCUUCAAAUAAAACAAACAAUACAGUAAAUGGAACUGGUGGAACACCUAUACAUGUCAACACUCUGCAGGUUGUGGAAACUCGCUGUAAGAAAGUUUGCACCUCCAAGUCGGACCUUCGCUCCAAUGACUUCAGUAUUGUGGGAUCUUUACCUCGGGACUUUGAACUUUCCAAUUUUGACUGUUAUGGUAAACCUGUUGAAGUGUCAGGGGCCCUAAAGUCACAGAACAAAGCCAACAAGAAACCAGCUCCACCCAAGCCUGUCAUACCUGCUGCGGCCAAACGCAUUGACCUAUAUGCAAGAGCCCUCUUUCCUUUCUCGUUCCUCUUCUUUAAUGUUGUUUACUGGUCUGUCUAUCUGUGAGAGGAAAAAGUUUGGGGAAAAUAAAGGGAUUUGUUAACUGUAGUUUGUUACCAUAAUGUUAUUUAAACUAUAUCGACCUUACAAAUUAACUUACCUAACUAUAUACAUUUACAAUUCAGAGCCAUCUUUGCAGAGCUGUUAACACUGCUGUGGUUGUUGGGACAAACUUUAAAUCAACGCUACUACAAAACCUUGAGGCUGUUGGCUGGAAUUCCUCUCAAACCCAGGCAUUAAGUUGGCACUGCAUGUUGUCUCUUACUGAUACAGCUCCUUAUGUUUGACAAACCCUGCUUUGCACACACCAAUACUACUAUGCUUCCCAUUAGAUAUACAUGCUUCUUCAUGAAGAAAAUAAUAUUUGUAACAGUUGAUGUUAAAAAUAUAGAAAUCAAAAGUGAGACACACAAAUUAAGUAAGACAUUACAACAUAAAUGUAAGAAUAUGCAAAGAAUAAAGGAAUAAAUAUAUUGUAAAGUAAGUGACCUGAGAUCUUUGUUAUUUCAUCAUGUCAAUUGUAUAAUCGGGGUUAAUUUUGAAGUCAGCAGCUUCUGGCAGCGACUUGAUAUCAGAGAGCCUGCCCUUGGACACCCGUGCUUUACAGACCCCUGGUGAUUGAUGUGGCUACAAAGCCUCUGCAGCCGACUUCCACUCGGUGCACCUGUGUUUUC
Molecule: messenger RNA, 2326 nt
Organism: Eleginops maclovinus (Patagonian blennie)
Lineage: Eukaryota; Metazoa; Chordata; Actinopteri; Perciformes; Eleginopidae
Product: glycine receptor subunit beta-like
Exons: 11
Coding region: 141-1658 (505 amino acids)
Biological process (GO): neuropeptide signaling pathway; regulation of membrane potential; nervous system process
Cellular component (GO): plasma membrane; synapse; postsynaptic membrane
Molecular function (GO): transmitter-gated monoatomic ion channel activity involved in regulation of postsynaptic membrane potential; extracellularly glycine-gated chloride channel activity; glycine binding
Source: RefSeq, a predicted model, not a curated record